AUGUCAGUAGCAAUACUAAUCUUAUUGAGCUGGGUUAGUGGUUUAUACCUAUACGCACUCGAUCAUGCUGAUCCAGUCACAUCAAUGCCAGUUUUCUGUAAAAUGCGUAUUUAUGUACUUCAAGCAUCUGCUCUAACCUAUCGUUGGUGUUUGACUGUCGCCUGUUUUGAUCGAUUUGCACUUACAGCUGUCAAUGUAAAUCUGCGAAAUCUGGCACAAGUAUCCAUAGCACGUCGUGCAGUUAUUGUGAUCGUUGCUGUUUGGACCGUAUUGCCCAUGCAUUCUCUAAUACUCUAUAAUCUACGAGGAAAUACUUGUGGCAUUAUCUACAGUAGUACUGGAGCACUCUAUCAUAGCAUCUUCACAACUGUCGCUGCUGCCAUUCUUCCAGCUGCGAUUAUGGCUACAUGUGCCUUGCUAAUUUAUCGUAAUCUCCUUCGUAAACAAAAACAACGUCAACUAAUGAAUGGUUCGCAAGAAAGAUCAGGACCAAAUGAAAAACAAAGAUUGCAAAGUAGACGUGAUCAACAAGUUCUACUAAUGUUGCUCAUUCAAGCAAUAUGCUAUGUUGGAACUACAACACCUCUAAUGGGCAUGUAUUUUUACAAUGCCUUGACAAUCUAUGUAUCAAAUAAAUCAGCUGAUCGUAUAGCAAUCGAACGAUUUUCUUUCUAUUUGGCCGAAUUGAUCAAUUUUCUUUUUCCUGCUUCUUCAUUUUAUUUGUAUACUAUAUCCUCGAACAUAUUUCGUCGUGAACUAGCCAAUAUGCUAUGCUCUGCUUUUCAUCAUCCAAUUGUAAGCAAUACUACACGAGUCUUACCCAUGACCAACGAUGUUUCACUUCGAACUGUGACUGAACAUGGACGUAAAGUCAAGUCAAGAGUGACAUUUUCUACUGCAUAUCAAGAGCCAAGGAAAAGUGCCGUGACGAAUGUUCAACAGUAG
Rotaria sordida is the source of this 945-nucleotide messenger RNA. NCBI's taxonomy places the organism in Eukaryota, Metazoa, Rotifera, Eurotatoria, Philodinida, Philodinidae. The record is from the annotation of a GenBank genome assembly.